AUGAAGGAGCAUUAUUCCACCUUAGAGUACUCUCCUUUCUACUAAAACACCUUCUUUCAACAUCGCAAACAUUAAUCCUCGCAACUACAAUCACAACGUUGUGCGCAUCAAAACCGUUUCCCUCCAGCCGACAGAGAAACACAAUACAAGCACAGCCCUUCAAGCACAGCUCUUCAUCUCACCAAAGUAACCAUGAAUGGUGCCGACCCAUUUGCUAGAAUACCUCCAGCAGAAGGAACCAACCCUUUUCUGGACGAGCUUUAUCAACUCCAAAUCCCAGUGGCGCGCCUCCAAGAACAAAUGCGAGUAUAUCAGAGUUUCUCAGCAGGUGGAGAGGAGGGCCGUAAAAGAGUACUCGGUGAGAAAGUCAACAAGAGCAGAAACUACCUCGUCGAACAAAUCUUGGGUUUGAUUCGGGACAAGGAGGCGUACAGAAAGCGGAAGCAGAACCCCACUCGACUUUUCGAUCUUCCAUGGGAGUUGCGUCGUCAAAUCUACUUUUACCUCCCUCCCCCAUACUUCCGAUUGUGGAAACUGCUUUCGCUAGCAUUCUAUUCGUUGCUAUUCCCUCAUUACUAUUCUCCCCUCAGUACCGUCUGUGGAAACUAUAUGGCGCAAGCAAAAAAAAUGGAGAUUGUGACGGCUGGCAGGAUGCUAUUUGUUUCGAAGCAAAUGACGAGGACGUGUUAA
Molecule: messenger RNA, 690 nt
Organism: Hymenoscyphus albidus
Lineage: Eukaryota; Fungi; Ascomycota; Leotiomycetes; Helotiales; Helotiaceae
Source: the annotation of a GenBank genome assembly